GAUGAAGCGCCGGUAAAAAGUAUAGCAGCCUGGUCACACCGCGUUUGAGGUGGGGGGUGGGGGGGUUCUUUCUAAAGUGGACGUCAGGAGGUCGCGGGAAGUAAGAAGCCACAUCGUGCAGAGCUUCAUCUUCCUCAGAUGGUUGCCUUCCUCCUCGUCUCCUAGCUUGGAAUGCUGGGUGCCGGAGGUCGCCAUGGAUACGCCGACCCUGUCCAACCGGUCGACGGUUUUCAUCUCCGUCUUCAACACGAGCUGCCGCUUUGACGAGGAGUUUAAGUACGUUCUCCUGCCCGUCUCGUACGGUCUGGUGUUCGUGGUGGGCUUCCUUCUCAACGCCACCGCCUUGUGGACGUUUGCCAAGAUGCGUCCGUGGAACCCCAGCAUGGUCUUCAUGUUCCACCUGGCCCUCACCGACUUCCUGUACGUGCUCUCCCUGCCCACGCUCAUCUACUACUACGCCAACCGCAGCCACUGGCCCUUUGGCGUGGCGGCGUGUAAGAUGGUGCGCUUCCUGUUCUAUGCCAACCUCUACUGCAGCAUCCUCCUGCUCACCUGCAUCAGCGUGCACCGCUACCUGGGCAUCUGCCACCCCAUCAAGGCACUCACCUUUGUCAAGCCACGCCACGCCCAGAUGGCAUGCGGCGCCGUGUGGACCGUGGUAGGCGUCUGCCUGGUGCCCAACCUCAUCUUCGUCACCACCUCCAGGCGGGACAAUGACACACUGUGCCACGACACCACCAGCCAGGACUCCUUCCAGGAAUACGUGGACUACAGCUCUGUCGUCAUGGCGCUGCUCUUCGGCUUCCCCUUCCUCGUCAUCGUGGCGUGCUACUGCCAGAUGGCGCGGGCCCUGUGCCGACCCAGACGGGGAUUAUCGAUGAGCCUGGCGGGCGCCGGCUCGCGCCAAAAAUCCAUCAAGCUCAUUGUAGUGGUCUUGGUGGUGUUCGCCGUCAGCUUUGUCCCCUUCCACAUCACGCGCACCCUCUACUACGCUGCCCGGGUUCUGGACCUGGACUGCAAAGUCCUCAACAUUGUCAACUUCACCUACAAGAUCACACGGCCACUUGCCAGCGUCAACAGCUGCAUUGACCCCGUGUUGUACUUCCUGGCCGGCGACCACUACCGCUCCAAGCUGGUUUAUGCUCUAACAGGAAGGCGGCGGGCCACCAGGAGCCACGUGCCCUCUGAGGCGCCGCCCAACAAGAACACAAGCCUGGCUCUGGUCUGCAAGAACCUUCACAGCAGCAGCCCAAAGAUAGGAACAGGAAGCUCACGUUAAACACCGUGGCAGCUCAUUCAGGUUUCUAUCAAGAAAUCCACACGUCCUCAAGACAAGGCACCAUGUGACCUUCACAGUCCUCACACAGCAAACCAGGGGUGUCCAAAGUGUGGAACGGGGGCCGUUUGUGGCCCACAGCUUUUUGUUUUAUUGCCAGGAGCAUGUUGUAAAAAUACUAGCGGUGCAUGCUAAUCAUUGGGCCGAUAUAACAAUAGCUCAGAAGAUCAUUUUUAAAAAACCCUCCAAUGAGGCGAGAUUACAAAGCAAGCGCUCCUUCUUUCUCCUGCCUGUGAUGUAACUUCCCCUGAGCUCUCUUGUAAACAAACAUUCACUUACCGAUUGUUUGUUACUUUCAUUUUGCGUGCUAGUUGUACCAAAUGCUCCGCCAUGAGGUGGAAAAAAAACGUAGAGCACACAAAAAACCUCAUCAGCCACCUGAAACGCCAGCGCCGCGGCAUUUGAAAAGUGCAAAAUGUUUUCCAGAGACCUCUGUGGCGUCACACCGGCUGCUCGGAGCGUGUGCCCGAAUACAGUGCACCUUACUGGGCCACAGCAGGUGGCUCCUCCCCCUAUAUAGUGGUGAUGUGGUAGUAUAAUGUCAUAUUUCAUUAGGACUAAUCAACAGGUACUAGUCUGUUCCAGUCCUUCUUACCUGCACGUGUGCACAAAUGUUAACUGUUAAAUGUACAUUUUAAAAAGUAGAUAUAAUAAUACUAUUGGUACCGUGUCAGUCUUGAGAAGCAGAAAGUUAUGGUAUUGGUUUGGAAUAAAAGAUAGCGUCUGUAAAAGAUACUAUUAAUUAGACUGGCAUCACAACAUUACCAAGGAGGAUUAGGAACACUUUCUUAACAUAGCAGGUUUAUGUUAGAUUGGUUUACUGUCUAGAACCAAUUCACCACAAUAAACGAGGGACCACUGUUUUGGGGUCAAUAUGGUACGUUGUGAUGCAGUGGCGGACAUUUCAGGUAUCAACUUAUUGCCACCCCCAUGUGAGUAAUCGUCUCACCUUGGCCACCCCAGUAAAAUAAUAAUAAAAAUCUGGCUGCUCCACUGCUGUGAUGUUAUUCCACGCCAGUCCGUUAGAUGGCAGGACAUUACAAAGCAGGUGCCUACUUUUUUUAAACCACAGCGCCACCUGCUGGAUCUGGUGGUGACUCACUGCAAAGUCUUGUAUUUUUAUAUCCUACCCCCAAACUGCAAAGAACACAUAGCUUGUAACAUCAGUAUGUUUAUCGUUGUGGUUGUAGUUUACUACCGCUGUGGUGCCAGUAGUUAAGAAUGUGACCUAUGACCCACCGCCUCCAGGCUCAGUUCCUCCCAAGGCGCUCACAGGUGGGGUGCACUUGAGCAAUGUGCCUUACUAUGGUCAUAACACCGACUAAAAAGUUCUUAAUUCUUACUUUAAGGUUUUUUUAACAGCUCAGUGUAUGACGCAGAGCAGUUGUACACGACCGCAAACUACAAGCAUGAGAAUAAAGCGAUUGUUAAAUAAAUGAUGUCAAUCAACUGAAGUACAAACCUCACUCUUACAGGAGCUUUACCAUUACUUGCAAACAAGGUUCUCCUCUCAUUCUGUCUGGAAAUGUGAGAGACGGUGGAUGAGGGUUUCAAGGACGCGUGGACCGCCGGCUGAAUGGACGGGAGGCUGAGAGUGGAGUGGAGGAGUGACACGGCGAGGAGGGGAGGAAGUUCAUUAUCCCGCUGAAAAGGAAAGCAAUGGCUUUGGCCGUCGCCGUGGCAACGGGCCUGUCUUUUGCUGUCAGCUCUAUGAUAAGAUGCUGGGGAUUGAUUGGCGUGGACGUUCCAAAGAAGCGCACCGCCCCCAACUCCUACACCCCCCC
Messenger RNA from Dunckerocampus dactyliophorus (ringed pipefish), 3120 nucleotides. RefSeq names its product pyrimidinergic receptor P2Y4 (gene p2ry4). Gene Ontology annotation, biological process: transepithelial chloride transport; G protein-coupled receptor signaling pathway. NCBI's taxonomy places the organism in Eukaryota, Metazoa, Chordata, Actinopteri, Syngnathiformes, Syngnathidae. The record is from RefSeq and is a predicted model, not a curated record. Gene Ontology annotation, cellular component: plasma membrane. Gene Ontology annotation, molecular function: G protein-coupled purinergic nucleotide receptor activity; G protein-coupled UTP receptor activity. Bases 194 to 1279 code for a protein of 361 amino acids. The transcript is spliced from 4 exons.